GCUAGUAAACCAAUUGUACCUAGCUUGAUUCCGUCUUUUGGUUUGGCAAAUGUGUAUUCGGGUUCCGUAGUAAAUAUGACAACUGCUGGAGUAUUUCAUUUGGAUAUGCCGGAUGCGACAAGCUUUGAAGAAGGAGAGGAAGUUACAGAUCAGUAUACCCCUUGUACUCCAGGAAUCGAGGAAGAAUUCCUGGAACAUGGACCUUUGAAAACAGAAGAAAUUAACGGGGCUGUGGAAAGAGUUAAAAUUUGUGAAGAAACAGUUAAUCCGGGCCAACCUAAGGUUCGUCCUCAUGACUUUCAGCUCCUCAAAGUUUUGGGAAAGGGCGGAUACGGCAAGGUUUUUCUUGCUCGGAAGAUGGAUACCGGACAAACUUAUGCGAUGAAGGUUUUGAAAAAAGCAUCCAUUGUAACCAACGCCAAAGACACUGCACAUACGAAAAGCGAAAGAAAUAUCUUGGAGAUGAUUAAGCAUCCGUUCUUGGUGCAACUGCACUAUGCCUUUCAAUCUCCUGGAAAGUUAUAUCUAGUUCUCGAGUUCCUAGCUGGCGGUGAACUAUUCAUGCAACUGGAGAAAGAAGGCGUUUUCAUGGAAAACCAAGCCAGCUUCUAUCUGGCUGAGAUUACCCUAGCCAUUGGCCAUCUCCAUUCCAUGGGUAUUAUUUAUCGUGAUUUGAAACCAGAAAACGUACUCCUGGAUAUUGAGGGUCAUGUAAAGCUGACAGAUUUCGGUCUCUCAAAGGAACGAGUUGACAGAGAUAACUUGACGCACACGUUUUGUGGGACCAUCGAGUACAUGGCUCCAGAAAUAUUAUUGCGCCAGGGUCACGGUAGAGCAGUUGAUUGGUGGAGCCUGGGAACUCUGAUGUACGAUAUGCUUUCCGGCGCCCCACCAUUUACUGGAGAGGAUCGAAAACAAACAAUUGACCUGAUAUUGCGUGGGGACUUUGUUUUGGUUCCGUUUCUUAGUUGUGAAGCCGCAUCGUUGUUGAAAAAGCUUCUCGUUGUUGAUGUUAGUCGCCGUUUGGGUUCUGGACCGUCGGAUGCCGAAGCGAUCAAACAACAUCCAUUCUUCCGAUCGACUAAUUGGGAUCAGGUAUUGAAAAGCCAGAUAUGA
This is a messenger RNA of Echinostoma caproni, 1116 nucleotides long. Lineage: Eukaryota; Metazoa; Platyhelminthes; Trematoda; Plagiorchiida; Echinostomatidae. The record is from the annotation of a GenBank genome assembly.